Molecule: messenger RNA, 3885 nt
Organism: Asparagus officinalis (garden asparagus)
Lineage: Eukaryota; Viridiplantae; Streptophyta; Magnoliopsida; Asparagales; Asparagaceae
Exons: 11
Coding region: 38-3154 (1038 amino acids)
Biological process (GO): DNA damage checkpoint signaling; positive regulation of transcription by RNA polymerase II
Cellular component (GO): nucleus
Molecular function (GO): histone binding
Source: RefSeq, a predicted model, not a curated record
AAUUUCGACGCGUUCUUCCCCUCCGUCGUCGUCGACCAUGGAGAGCUGCGGCUAUCACUCUCCUCAGUUCUCAGAGGACGUAGCUUGGCUUCCAGCAUGGCUUCAGCCAUAUCAAUUACCGGCUUUGGGAGAUGGUGCUAAAGAUGAGCAUACCAUUUCUCAGAUCUCUAGCAAGAAAUUGGUAUCAUUACCAAAACAUACAACAGAUGGACAAGCAAAGCACUUUUUUACAAGAGAUGAUGGUAAAUAUAGUGGUUUCCAUCUGUAUUUGUCCGGAGAUGGGAAUUCCUCAGCUGGAACUGUUCUGUCUUCUUCAGAAGAACCACAGUUUCAUCUCCAUCUAUCCUCCCUUGGCGAUUCUCAGCUUUCCGCAAGUCAGCUUAAUGGAACAUCUCACACAGGAAGUCAUAAAACAAAUCAAGAUUUGCAGGUGAAAAAUAUCCACAAAAUCCCAGAUAUUAAGGAUGACUCAAUCUGCCAGCAUAAAGUGGAAGCUGAAGCCUCUCCAUCGGAUUCAUCCAUGAGAAACAAAUCAACUAUUCCCCCAAAACAAAUAUCACGCCAGCUAAUCAAAGCUGACCAACAAAAUCAGACAAGACUUCAUGAAAAGCCUGAUGCUGGGAACAUCUGCGAUGCAGACAUAAAUGAUGCAGUUGAACUUUCUAUUGCUGCUUCUGAAGCAGUGGUCAUUUCUGAUAUGGUUGCAAGUAGCUUUAAGUCUGAAAAUUUUCCAGCUGCGGCAAUAUUGGAAAUCUCCCUUCGCUUAAAGCAAGCGCGGGAGAAAUUCUGCUUGGACACCUUGGAGGGUGUUUCUUCCUUUUUGGGCAACAAGCAUAUCGAUGAUGAUCUGCUUUCUGAUUUGGAUGACAACAUUAUGGCAGAAGCAUUUGAUGAUGUUGGUAUAUCACUUACUCAAAUUGUGGAAACUCCUGAUGAUUCACAUUACAGUGAAAAGCCUCUCCAACCCAAUUCAUCUCAUGACAUGGAGGAACAGAUUUCAGAAAGUCAUUUUGUAUUCGAGGAAGAAACACAAGGUAACAAGAUGAAGGACGAUGGAGUUUCCAUGGGUUCAAAAUCCAAGUACUUGGCAUUAUAUCCUCUUCCUCUACAACAGAUCAAGAGGUCUGCAUUUAUACCUCUUGAUUGCAUAAAGUCUUGUUUAAAGAGCCAGCCAAUAGUUGAUGUGUGGAAUUUGCAACAAAAAACGGAUGCCCGAAAGCAAACAGGCCCCUUAGAAGACCGAGAAAAUCAUAAGGAUGGGAAAGCCUCUCAACUGGGGAAUGCAACUAUGAGGAAAAACAUGGGAGUAUUUAACAAGGAGACUAGCUUUAUUUCAGAAUCAAUGGACGAGAUGAAUGAAAGACCCAGCAAGCAAAUAGCAGAAGCAGAACCUGAGUUGGUUGCUUCUUCAAGCAUACCAUCUCAACAUUCAUAUAGAUGUCUUCACAGGGAGAGUGAGAGAAGCAUUCCUGAAGGACAUAUUCUCUCACAAGAUCUUGUUAGAUCUUCUAGUUUUGAUCCUUUUUGUUCUCUAGUACCGUGUAGUAUUCCUUCAGAAAAUGUGCCUAUUUCUGGUGAUGCUGAACCUAAAGGAGUUGUUAGUACACAAGAGCUGAAUGAAAAAAUUACAUUAUCAGAUGUGCAGGAGACCCCUUUGAAGGCAUUAACUGAAAGACCACUGAUUCUUUCUAAAAAUAGUGUUGACGUUCCUGUUGCACCCAGCCGGAAGCAGUUGAAUUCACUCAGAAAGUACAGCACAGUAAUGCCUGAUGGAAACAACUAUAAAUCACCGUCACAGAGCAAAGUCAAACAAUUUCUGCAGUUUUCUUCUGAUGAAAGAAACAAUACUUGCUUCACAUCUAAUGAACCAGAUGCUGAAAUUUCUUUGAACAGCAUGGAAUGUAUGGAUGUGAAUGGAUCAAAAGAUAACCCGGUUAAUAGAAGGAAGGAUCAAUAUGAAGCUAGUGGAUCUCCUGAUGUUGGUGAGGUUAAUGAUGAUGAUUUCAUUCACGACCAUGAAGAUAUAGGGGCACCUAUUAUACUGAAUAAUAAGAAGCGUCGCCUUAGGGCGUGUAAAGAAAUCUUAAAUUGUGAUGUUGAAGAAGAGAUUUCAGAGAAAUCAUCUUUAAAGAUUAGGAAAUGCAAAGAACAAAAUUCUAGAAAGUCAAGUUUACGCAACCACUCUCCUAAUAAACAAAGCCUAAAAAGCAAGAAAGUUAAGUUUUCAGAAGUCAGAACUAGUAUUGAUAGAGUUAAGAGCAGUAACAGGUUGCAACCUGAACACCAAACUCAUGGCGCACGUCACAGAUCCAGUAAAAGGGUGAAAGAAUCCAUCCUGUCAAACAAGUGUAUAUCCAGAAAAGAAAAUUAUAACCAUUUGACAUUUCAGCAUAUUGUGGGUGAGAAAGGAAUGGUCUUUCAAGGUUUAGAAUUUUUAUUGACUGGGUUUUCACGUCAGAAGGAAAAGGAACUUGAAGCAUUAAUCAGACAAUAUGGAGGGUACAUUCUUAUGAAUAUACCACCCGAAACUUCAGAUGUAAGGAAUAAGCGGCGAGCAGAGUUAGCACAGUUCAAGUUGCCCAUUGUUCUGUCACCAAAGAAGGUGCAAACAAGCAAGUUCCUAUAUGGUUGUGCAACUAACACUUGGAUGCUAAAUGCUCACUGGCUUGUGGACUCAAUUCAUGCUGGUUCUUUAUUGCCACCUGGAAAGUUUAUGACUCGAUCGUUCAAGGGAUGUGAAUCUCACCAAUUGAGGAUUGGAGAGCCGUUUUGUUUAAAUAGCCAUGUAUUCAUCUUUGAAAGAGUGGGAUUCAUGCUUAAUGGCAAAGUUAGCUUUUGUACCAAGUUUUCCAAAAUUAUAAAGCAUGGAGGUGGGAAGGUAUUCAAAUCUUUGCAGCGGCUGGUCCAGAGCUUGAAGAAUGGAACAAAUACAGUUGGGUUUGUUCUUGUUGAGAAUGAAGACAAUGUCUCACGUCACCUGAAGCACUGUGCAUUAGAAAACAGUCUACAAACUGUGCCAGCCAGCUGGAUUGUAAACAGUUUGUUUUCUGGCAAGCUACUACCAUUAAAGAAGGAACGGUAUGCUCCCUUGCAUAGAAUUAAGAUGCCGACGUUCUCUCUUUGCCAAGAAUAUGACAUGAGCCAAGAAAUAUGACUUUGUUGGCGAACAUGAUACAUUGAUGUAUAUAUUGACUCCUUCGAGAUCAAUUAAAGAAAGAACCCGCACAAACAAGUGUUCUCACAUACAAUGCGAUAGCAACACAGUAGAGCUUGAAGCAUAUAUUGGAUCUCUUAUUUUUCGCAUGUUGGAGUUUAGAUUGAUGUGAAGUUAUUAAGUCAAUGGUAAAAUUGACAAAAAAGCCCUUUACUUUGAACUUCUCUUCCACCAAACCACGCUGAACUUUGGGGUGUCGUGCAAAAUCUGCCUUAACUUUCAAAAGUUUCUAACGGAACCUCUUAACGGUGUUAAUGACAUCGCCAUCAGUAGUCAUUAUUUUGAUUGUGCAAGGAAACAACACUGUUACGGUGGCAAAAUUUGAAAGUUUGGGGUUGCGAAAUUUAGCUUUAAUUUGUGAAAAGUGGAAGAUGGAGGCUUUGAGCUACCAAUUUAUCUGAUAGAACCAGAAUCACGUUUGUGCAAGCAAAAGGAACACCUUGAAUGAAGAGAAUACUAUAAAGAGGAGACGGAGAUUCGCCCUGUUUCAUGUUCCUUGAUAGUUUCUGAGUAUACUUUUGUGCAUGUUCACCGCAAGCUAGCAGUUUGUGUAUGUUGUCUGUAAAAUUGUUAGCUGUAAUCAUACUACAGUGUAGUUAUACUUGCACAUUUGCUUGUACUGUCCAGAUGACAUAUAUUUUGCAAUCACUAUUUUGAGUUCUUUAACAGCC